This is a messenger RNA of Lepus europaeus (European hare), 2644 nucleotides long. It is a transcript of the gene CACTIN, whose product is annotated as cactin, spliceosome C complex subunit. The record is from RefSeq and is a predicted model, not a curated record. Gene Ontology annotation, biological process: negative regulation of innate immune response; mRNA cis splicing, via spliceosome. NCBI's taxonomy places the organism in Eukaryota, Metazoa, Chordata, Mammalia, Lagomorpha, Leporidae. Gene Ontology annotation, molecular function: protein binding. Gene Ontology annotation, cellular component: spliceosomal complex; cytoplasm.
AUGGGUCGGGACAGCCGCUCGCGCUCGCGGUCCGCGGGGCGCAGGAGCCGGAGGCCGCGGAGCCGGAGUCGGAGCGGGAGCCAUGGGCGGCGACACCGGCGGCGCCGGGAGGGCGAGGGGCGGCGCAGGCGACGGCGGCGCAGCAGGGAGCGCAGGUCCGACACCGAGGACGACCGGGGGCAGCGGCGGGGGCGGCGGAGCCGGAGCCCCCGGGACCGGGGCUCCCAGGACCAGGGAUCGCAGUCGGACUCCGCCGAGGACUCGGGGCCGCAGGGCCGCGGGGCUCGCGGGCGCCGGCGCUCCCGGUCCGCGUCCUCGGCCUCGGCCGCGUCGCCGUCCCCCGCGCGCUCCCGCAGCCCCGCGGCCCUGAGCCCGCGGCGGAGCCUGCAGGAGCGGCUGCGGCUGCGCCGGGAGCGGAAGCAGCGCGAGGAGCUGCUCAAAGCCUUCGAGACGCCCGAGGAGAAGCGCGCGCGGCGCCUGGCCAAGAAGGAGGCCAAGGAGCGCAGGAAGCGCGAGAAGAUGGGCUGGGGCGAGGAGUACCUGGGCUACACCAACACCGACAACCCCUUCGGCGACAACAACCUGCUGGGCACCUUCAUCUGGAGCAAGGCGCUGGAGAAGAAGGGCAUCGGGCACCUGGAGGAGAAGGAGCUCAAGGAGCGGAACCGGCGCAUCCAGGAGGGCAACCGGCUGGAGCUGCAGAAGGUGAAGCAGCUGCGGCUGGAGCGCGAGCGGGAGAAGGCGCUGCGGGAGCAGGAGCUGGAGCUGCUGCAGCGCGAGAAGGAGGCGGAGCACUUCAAGACGUGGGAGGAGCAGGAGGACCACUUCCACCUGCAGCAGGCCAAGCUGCGCUCCAAAAUCCGCAUCCGCGACGGCCGCGCCAAGCCCAUCGACCUGCUGGCCAAGUACAUCAGCGCCGAGGACGACGACCUGGCCGUGGAGAUGCAUGAGCCCUACACGUUCCUCACCGGACUCACGGUGGCCGACAUGGAGGACCUGCUGGAGGACAUCCAGGUGUACAUGGAGCUGGAACAGGGCAAGAACGCCGACUUCUGGCGGGACAUGACGGUCAUCACCGAGGACGAGACGGCCAAGCUGCGCAAGCUGGAGGCCGCGGGCAAGGGGCCAGGCGAGCGCCGGGAGGGGGUCAACGCGUCGGUCAGCUCGGACGUGCAGUCGGUCUUCAAGGGCAAGACGUACAACCAGCUGCAGGUCAUCUUCCAGGGCAUCGAGGGCAAGAUCCGCGCGGGCGGCCCCAACCUGACUGGCUACUGGGAGAGCCUGCUGCAGCAGCUGCGCGCGCACAUGGCCCGCGCCAGGUGACUCCGCGAGCGCCACCAGGACGUCCUGCGGCAGAAGCUGUACAAGCUGAAACAGGAGCAGGGCGUGGAGAGCCAGCCGCUCUUCCCCAUCCUGCGGCCGGAGCCGUCCCCGAGCCCCAGCCUGGAGCCCGAGGAGCCGGCGCCCAGCCCCCCGGGGCCGUCGCUGGCUGAGGGCGCCCCCGCAGAGCCGCAGCCCGGGGCCGAGGGCGUGGCGGAGGCCGAGGGCGCCGGGGACGCGGACGCGGACGGGGACGGCGAGGCGGUGCUCAUGGAGGAGGACCUGAUCCAGCAGAGCCUGGACGACUACGACGCGGGGCGCUACAGCCCCCGGCUGCUGUCGGCGCACGAGCUGCCGCUGGACGCGCACGUGCUGGAGCCGCACGAGGACCUGCAGCGCCUGCAGCUGUCGCGCCAGCAGCUCCAGGCCACGGGCGACGCGAGCGAGAGCGCCGAGGACAUCUUCUUCCGGCGCGCCAAGGAGGGCAUGGGCCAGGACGAGGCGCCGUUCGGCGUGGAGGUGCCGCUGGGUGGCCGCGCCUACCUGUGGGCCGACAAGUACCGGCCGCGCAAGCCGCGCUUCUUCAACCGCGUGCACACGGGCUUCGAGUGGAACAAGUACAACCAGACGCACUACGACUUCGACAACCCGCCGCCCAAGAUCGUGCAGGGCUACAAGUUCAACAUCUUCUACCCCGACCUCAUCGACAAGCGCGCCACGCCCGAGUACUUCCUGGAGGCCUGCGCCGACAACCGCGACUUCGCCACGCUGCGCUUCCACGCGGGGCCGCCCUACGAGGACAUCGCCUUCAAGAUCGUGAGCCGCGAGUGGGAGUACUCGCACCGCCACGGCUUCCGCUGCCAGUUCGCCAACGGCAUCUUCCAGCUCUGGUUCCACUUCAAGCGCUACCGCUACCGGCGCUGAGCAGGCGGCCGGGCCGGGACCGAGACCCGCCCCCGAGCGUGUGGGACUGACAGACCCCGCCCCCGAGCGCGUGGGACCGAGACCCCGCCCCAGAGCGCGUGGGACCGACAGACCCGCCCCCGAGCGCCUGCCCCGGGGGCCCUGACCCACCCCAGAGACGGCCGGAACCAGGACUCCCACCCCAGUGAGCACCCGGCACCCCGUCCGCCCCACCCCAGAGCCCAGAGCGCAUGCCCGGGACCCCGCCCCGCCCAGUUUCGCCCGCGGCUGCCCGAGUCUGGGCCCCCCGCGCCGGGGACUUCAGUUUCCCUACAGAGACUUUUUCUAGGGGAGAUCGUGGAUUAUUUUCGCGGAGUUGUGCUGAGACGCAUGUUUUUUUAAUAAACGUUUUAUUUUAGAA